Carassius auratus (goldfish) is the source of this 5124-nucleotide messenger RNA. Its product is annotated as mitochondrial proton/calcium exchanger protein-like. Gene Ontology annotation, cellular component: mitochondrial inner membrane. Gene Ontology annotation, biological process: intracellular monoatomic cation homeostasis. Bases 192 to 2489 code for a protein of 765 amino acids. The transcript has 15 exons. Gene Ontology annotation, molecular function: ribosome binding; calcium ion binding. The record is from RefSeq and is a predicted model, not a curated record. NCBI's taxonomy places the organism in Eukaryota, Metazoa, Chordata, Actinopteri, Cypriniformes, Cyprinidae.
AAGAGAACUCAUCGCUUGAAUCACAGAGGAGUGUACAAGGGCAUGAGCCAAGAGCUGAGGACUAUGACUUCUGUAGAUAGUUCAUAAACCGUCAGUGUAUCACCUCUCUACGUGCACUCAGCGUUACUGUAAAUAUUACACUAACAUUUGACGCUUUAUAUAUUAUAUUCAUCCAUAUAGACGGGAAGAGAAUGGCAUCGAUUUUGCUCCGCAGGUCUCGGACUUCUUUGCUGCAAACAUCUAGAUCAUUAAAGCACGAAUUCAGAAAAGGAAAGUUAGCAGAAAGCGCAUGCUUUAACUGCACUGCACUUAGGUUAGCCACAAACAGCAGUCCUGGUGUUCUUGGAGGCAGCACCUGGCCCCAUGCCUCAUCUGUCCUGUACCUUGACAGUUCAUCUGUUCUUCAGCAGCGCUUGUCCAGGUCACCUCGCCUGUACUGUGCCACCUUAGUACGUGACCCUAUCCACACCCACUCCACAUACCUCAGGACGCUAGCCUGGCCACAGAACACCCCAGUCCGGUGGGUACAUACAACAGGCCCCCUUCAUGAUGAUUCAAAAGUAGAGCGUUCUUUACGUUCACUGAAGGAUCGGAAUAAAAAGCUUGAGGAGGGUGGACCGGUGUACAGCCCAACGGUAGAUGCCAAACCUGUCCGUCUGACAAUAAGCCAACGUGUGAUUGACGAGGUGAAGCACUACUAUCACGGGUUCCGUCUAUUGUGGAUAGAAACGACUAUCGCUGUUCGGAUGCUCUGGAGGGUGCUGAAUGGGCACAUUCUGUCACGCCGAGAGAGGAGACAGUUCCUGAGGACGUGUGCAGAUGUCUUCCGGCUUCUGCCCUUUCUGGUCUUUAUCAUCGUUCCAUUUAUGGAGUUUCUGCUUCCUGUUGCACUGAAACUUUUCCCAAAUAUGUUGCCAUCCACCUUUGAGACACAGUCCAAAAAGGAGGAAAGACUAAAGAAGGAGCUGAGAGUGAAGUUAGAGAUGGCCAAGUUCUUGCAGGACACAAUCGAGGAGAUUGCACUAAGGAACAAAGCAGCCAAAGGAAACGUGACCGAGGAGUUCUCCACUUUCUUUCAGAAGAUCCGAGACUCUGGAGAGAGACCCAGUAAUGAGCAGAUCAUACGUUUCUCUAAGUUGUUUGAGGAUGAACUGACCUUGGAUAAUCUGACACGACCGCAGCUGGUGGCUCUGUGCAAGCUGCUGGAGCUGCAGUCCAUCGGCACCAACAAUUUCUUGCGCUUUCAGCUCAUCAUGAAACUCCGAGCCAUCCAUGCAGACGACAAGAUGAUAGCAGAGGAAGGAGUGGACAGUCUGAAUGUGACCGAGCUGCAGUCAGCAUGUCGUGUGAGAGGGAUGAGAGCUCUGGGUGUGACCGAGGAGAGACUGCGAGAACAGCUUAAACAGUGGUUGGAGCUGCACCUCAAUCAGCACAUCCCCACAUCUCUGCUCCUGCUGUCCCGAGCCAUGUUCCUGCCAGACACGCUGUCCCCUACAGACCAGCUUAAAACCACACUACAGAACCUGCCAGAGAUUGUGACUAAAGAGGCUCAGUUGAAGGUAGCAGAGCUGGACUUCUCUAAAGUGGAUAACAAAACCAAGCUGGAGGCCACGCUACAGGAAGAGGCAGCUAUCCAACAGGAAAACAGAGAGCGGGAGCUGGAGAGACUGGCGGAUGCAGCAGAGAAAGAAAAGGAGCAGGCCGCACGGGAGGCUGAGGUGGUGGAGAUGGAAGCAGAACAACGUGUGGAUGCAGAACAUGCUCUCUCCAGUGUAGACGUGGCCAUCCAUUCAGAAAAACUACGAGAUACUGCACCGGUGCUGGAGGGUAUUAAGGGAGAGGAGAUCACUAAGGAAGAGAUUGACCUGCUGAGUGAUGCCUGCACCAAACUGAAGGAGCAGAAGAAUCUCCUGACCAAAGAGAAAGAGGAGCUGGAGGACCUGAAGGAUGAUGUGCAGGAGUACAGCGAGGACCUUGAGGAGAUCAAGCGAGAGCUGUCCAAAACGGGACAGGAGAAAGUGGUGAAGGAGUCUAAAGCAAGUCAGCGUCUGUCGAAGCGGGUCAACCGCAUGAUUGGCAGGGUGGAUAAGAUCAUCAGUGUGCUGGAGAAGGACAAGAUGAUGCUCGACGGACAGAUGGACAGCGGGACCACACCACCGGUUGGAUUGUUCUUUGAGAAACAUAGUGACUUGCCAAGGGAGAAUCUAAUAAGCAUCAACGAGCUGAUUGGAGUCAUGAAGCAGAUCCAGAACAUCCCUGAACACAAGCUGCUCAGCAUCGCAGACGCGCUCGACGAAAACAAAGACGGCAAGAUAGACAUCGAUGAUGUCUUAAAGGUGGUAGAGCUGAUCGAUAAGGAGGACAUCGAUAUCUCCACCAACCAGGUGACAGAGAUCAUGGUGAUGCUGCAGAAAGAGGAGAAGCUGCUGGAGAAGGAGAAAGCCAAGGAGAAGGUCGAGAAGGAGCAGGCAGCUAAAAUUCAAAACUAGACCCUCCGUGUAGGGAAUGGAAAAGAUCCUGAAGAUUUUCAGGUUCAUUAAUAUGUGUUAAAACGCUUCAGAGUGAGACUAAAAACAGUGCUGAUGUCCCAUAUGGAUUUAAGUGUGUAUAUUCAGAACAAAGAACAAACUUUGCUUUGUUCAAAUAAGACUGUUGUAUAAUGAAUGAAGACGUUUACUUGUUAAUAACAUUACAGAAGUCAAGGCCCAUGGAGCCCCAAACAUGGCAAACAGAAAAAAAUUGAAUAUUUGUUCCCUUGUUUUAGGUAAAUAAUACACACAGUUGAGCGAAAUGAAAAGGAGUGAACGAAAUAUGGUCAAAAUUUACCUAAGAGGGAACAAUGAAGUCAUGUAAACGAACUCUUAAUUCAUGGCCAUCAUAUCUUUAAUUAGUCCAGUUCGAGGCUUCAUGAAUUCAGAGAUAAAUUUUAAAAGAAUAUUUGUUCAUGAAUUCUCAAAAAGACCCUCAUAAAGGUGGAGUGUGUCAUUUCUGGCACAAAGCAAACUGUUUGAGUGGACUUGUUGAGCUGGACAUAAUAACACCAGUGCAACCAAUUACACGAGUUUGGGGUGGCAGUAUCCUUGUGUCACUGAAAUUGCGCACUUCAUCUGUAAGAUGCAAAAAUGUAUUCAUGAAAAACAAAACCUUUUAUUAUUCUCCUAAUCUCACAUCCUAGCAGUGAUGUCAUUUCCUGUGAUCUGACACAAUCUCCUGUCUUUGCACAUCGCCAUUAUUCCACUUCUCAUCCAGUUUUAUUCUGUUGUAUUUUUAUUUAUUUUAUUUUUUUAUUCAGUUCAGAAUCUUCGUGAGAUCCUUGAAUGUCGCUCAGAAGAUGUCGAUAUCUCGCCCAAGUUUAAUCAAUAACCAAAGAAGCUGAUGUUAAGCUUGUACAUACACAUUCAAGCCACCAAGCACUGCUGCUUUUGUCACACAGCAAAUGUCUGAAGUAAUAUUGCAGCACUUGAGCUUUAUUCAGGGCAGAAGAUUUUGUUCUGACUUGAAGAUGGUGGCUAAGACGCAUUCAGUUUUUGAUGUUUUUUCAUUUAGCUUUUUAGUUUACAUUUACAUUGUGGCCUUAGUAAUCAAAUUAUCUUGCCCAAUGUAAGAUCAAGGGAUGAAAUUGAGAUAAUAUAGCUAUAAUAAUAUUAUCAGUUCAUCAGUGCUUGUAUUUGCAUUGUACACUAGCAGUACCUUUCUGUGCAGUGGGCAUUUCUGUUAGCUAGCUUGGGUUAAAAAUAGAUCAAAUGUGUUUGUGAAUAUUUGUGUGUGUGAAAGAGCUCUGCUGGGUAUCUGAAAGAGAAACGAUGGAGGUCAGUGCAGACAGAAUCAGGGUACGGCUCAUACUGACAAUAUGUGACCAGGAUGAUCUCUCACUCCUUACAUGGAGAGAGCGGCAGCAGAUGUUCUCUUAGCAGAGCACCUAUAAGAAUCGGCAUGAGACUCAAACUCAAAGUUUCACGGGGCACAUAAGGCAGGGAAUGCAUCAUCUUAACCCUAAACAUGUCAGCGAGGUACCAGCAUGUCUAAUCUCAAAACACUGUUUCUGUGCUGUGUCUCAGACAGAGUCUGGGUGCCUAUUUCACAUUGUGUCCUAUUAAAAGGACAGUUCACCCAAAAAUGAAAAUUCGGUCAUUAUUUGUUCACCCACCCUUUAGGUUGUUCCUAACCUGUAUGAUUUUUAUUUUAUUUUAUUUCGUAACACAAAAUGAGAUGUUUAGCAGUAUGUUCACACUACUAUUUUCCAUACAAUAGAAACAAGUCAUAAAUGUUUAAAGUCACGUGAGUGUAAGUAAAUGAUGACAGAAUUUUCAGUUUGGGGGUGAACUGUCUGUAAUUUACAGAGGGGACACCUAAAUUACAGUAACAACAUUUAGGCUUAUUUUUUUAUGAAUUAGUUUUACUAUAUCGUAUGAUAGAAAAAGUUAAUGUCUGAGUGUGUUUUUGUUACAUUUUUUAAAGAGCAAGUAUUUUAUGCUGAUGUGUAAUUGCACUAUAAUUAUAGAAAGCUUUAUUAUUAUUAUUUUCCCAUUUUUGGCUUGUCGAUCUAGACUCAGGAAGAUGCAUGUCAUGUCUGUGUUUGCACACAGAGGGAGAUAUUUUGAGGAAAUGCACUUGAAUUUUUUGUUUUUGUUUGAUGGAACGAAGUAGAAAGGUAUAAAGUUACCUUGCUUAUUCUGUUUUGUUUUACAAAUAAUUUUAUUAUUUGUUUUAAUUGAGUUCUCAGAUUAAUUUCUAAAAGAUGUGCAUGUGCACACAUAAGUGACCACAGAUGGAAGGGAGUAAAGACAUGAUGUAAUUGCCCUUGGAAACUAAUUUACUGCUUAAGCUAAUUUAAACAGAAGUGAUUUAUUGUUUUCCCCUUAUUAAAGCCUGUACAUUGUGUAUUUUGUGAUAUUUUCUUGACUAUCCUGUAUUUUAGAAAGGUUCAAAACCCUAAUACUGUUAUGCUGGUUAACUUGUAGACUGAGUAAUUGGUUGAAAUGAGAGUGAGAUGCGCAAAAAUGUUAUUGAAAACCAGUAUGACUUAAAAUAGGAAUUGUAUUGUUCAUACGACCUAUGUAAAAAUACUUAUUUACAUUCAAGUGGUUCCAAAGUCAAAUAAAAUGAACUGAUCUUUAAAGUGUA